This is a messenger RNA of Saccostrea echinata, 1602 nucleotides long. RefSeq lists its product as uncharacterized. The transcript has 9 exons. NCBI's taxonomy places the organism in Eukaryota, Metazoa, Mollusca, Bivalvia, Ostreida, Ostreidae. The coding region runs from base 61 to 1563 and encodes 500 amino acids. The record is from RefSeq and is a predicted model, not a curated record.
ACAUGUAACGUUAGCAUAUUGAGGAUAUUCGAACUUCUAGCUGUUACAUUUAACAAAAGAAUGAUGUAUCUAUCUCAUCCUAAGACACCUUUGAAGCCUACAAAGAGUGCACUUCCAGUUUUUGGGAGUAUUACGAGAAGUCCAAGAACACCACCAUCCUCAUCUCUUUAUUCAGAGUCAGAUGGUGGCGUUGGAACACAAGGGGGAUAUUAUUCAGACACAUUUAUGAGUGAAUCUGCAUUUCAAGGAGGGGAUCAACAACAGAAGAAAACUCCCAGAAAAAGCCAGAUCAGUUUCAAAGAAAAUGAUAUUACUGAAACAAUUCAUACAGAAAUUCCUUUUACUGGCAGGUCAACAACAGACAUUCCUUUCACUGGUCGCACUGUCAAGUCUCUGACUGAGAGGGCCAUAACAGAAAUUGAGACUUGUAUAUCAGAGUAUGAUCAAAGUGAAAAAAUUGUUACAGUUACUGAAAAAUUACCCUCCUUGUCAGAAACUAAAUCUAGUCAGUCAUUAUAUUCCAACACAUUUGAAAGUGAUUCCCAAUUCAUUGACAACAAAUCAAGUUUGAGACCAUCUAAAAGUGACCAGGAAUCAACUGUAUAUGAUUAUUCAGACACCUUCCACUCAACUGGGCAUUCAGAAAGAGACACUACUGCUCAUGAAUUUGACGAAUCAGACUACACGCUCAAUGAAGACUCAAUGACUCAGUCAAGCACAUUUAAAUCUUUGGAGGAAACUGUUGCAUCAGCAUCGCCAACACCUGAGUCCUAUUCUGUAACUUUUGAGGCUGAUUCAGAAUCUGAAAGAGAGUAUAUUGCAGAUUUUGAGGAGAGUACUUCCCUAAAAACAGAUUACACUGAUACCUUUUUGUCCCUAGGAAGUGUGGAGGACUCCUCAGAAAAGAUUAGACAGGCAGAGGAAUUAAAGAAAAUCAGCCAAGAAGCAGAGGAGGAGUUUAUUGCUGCCAUGGUUACUCAUAUUAAACAGAAACCAAUGAGAGACUCUGACAUUUCAGCAUUGAUUGAUAAAGAGCUUGAAGGACCAGAUUAUGAGGAACUUGACAAACACUCCAAGAGAUACAUGAAGAAGAAGAUAAGGUUACUGAAACAGAAGUUAAAUAGAGGAGAAGAUCAGAGACCCCAAGAAGUGACCAAUCAGUGGGAGUGUAAGAAGAACCACCUCAUCUCAGACUAUGGAGUCCAUCCUGCUAUACUGGACAAACUUAAACUGCACAAUUUCAUCCAUGACAUGGAAAAAGCAGCACAGACCAAAAUUCAUGAUCCCAUAACAUGCAGAGAAUGUAGAGUCCAUCAGUUGUCCCUGGAUGCAGCAGCAGCUGAAAGGAAUUUCAUUCGAUUAAAAACACGAGAAGUCAGACAGAGAGAGAUGGAGGAUAAUUAUCACAAUUAUCUUGUCAGAAUGGAUUCAAUAAACUUGAUAGCAGACAUUGCUCGUUCAUUACCAAGGGCAACAGAGGACCCAGAAACCAUUGAGGACCAGUUAUUCAAAGGACUUAACCUUUCAAGAGCAAUCAGUAAAAACAGACUAUCUGCCAGUUAAUAUGUUUUCAAAGUGCAGUAAUAAAUUUGCAUUAUUAUU